AUGAUUACAGAAAGUAAUUCUGGAGUGGAAAAAUAUACAGCUAUGGAAUUAGCAAAGCGAAGUGCUCAUGUAAUUUUAGCUUGUCGUGAUCGAAAACGGACAGAAGAAGCAUUAAAAGAAAUAUGUAAACUAUCAGGAAGUAAUAAUGUAGAAAUUGAAAUUGUUGAUCUCGCUUCAUUAAAAUCAAUUCAAAAAUGUGCUAAACGUCUUCGUGGAAGAUUACCAAAAUUAGAUGUUCUAAUAAAUAAUGCUGGAGUAAUGAUGACAUCAGAAAAAUCUGUUGAUGGUUAUGAAAUUAAUUUUGCUGUUAAUCAUCUUGGUCAUUUUCUAUUAACAAAUCUUCUCUUAGAUUUAAUGGAAAAUGCUCUAUCAGCUCGAAUUAUUAAUGUAUCAUCUAUAAUUUUAAAUAUAACAAUAAAUUGGGAUGAUAUUAAUUUUACAAAACCCUAUUGGAAAUUCAAUGCUUAUUCACAUAGUAAAUUAGCAAAUAUUUUAUUUACGAAUGAAUUAUCACGACGAUUACAAAGUUGUCUUCAUCCUGGUGUUAUUCGAACUGAAGUCAUUCGAAACAUAUUAGGUCAUUAUCAAAUAAUAUUAAAUACAUUAAUUCUUCUUUUAACACCUAUAUGGUAUUGUUUAAUUAAAAGUCCUGAACAAGGUGCUCAAACAUCUAUUUACCUAGCAUCAGAUCGUCGUUUGAAUUAUGUGACAGGAAAAUAUUUUAAGGAGUGUAAAGAAUGUUCAUCAUCAAAAGCAUCACUUGAUCAACAAGCUGCUAAACGUCUUUCGAAACUAAGUGAAGAAAUGACACAUUUAGAUGAUGCAUUAAAAUAUAUUGCAAAUAAUCGAUGUUUAAAAAAUAUCGAUCGAAAUAAAUGGGAUCGUUUAUCACGUAAUGAUCUUUUACAUGAUGAAUAUCGAGAACGUUUUUAUGAACUUAAUGAAGAUGAAGAUACGACAAAAUUUCUUAAACAAAGCGAAGAAAAAUCUGAUAAUGCUCCUAUACAAAUUAUUAAUAGUUUACUUACUUCAUUACUUACACUAUUUAUUACACAAACAUCAGCUAAUGGUUUAUUAAAUCCUAGACGUAUGUUUUGUAUAAACUGUAUACCUCGAUUUAAAACUUUAUUAGACAUAGAUUCUCACGAAGAAUCUCAAUUUACUACUCUUCUUGAUAUUAGUGCUGCGUUCGAUAGCUGA
This is a messenger RNA of Adineta steineri, 1200 nucleotides long. Lineage: Eukaryota; Metazoa; Rotifera; Eurotatoria; Adinetida; Adinetidae. The record is from the annotation of a GenBank genome assembly.